Mya arenaria is the source of this 696-nucleotide messenger RNA. RefSeq names its product histone-lysine N-methyltransferase SETMAR-like. The record is from RefSeq and is a predicted model, not a curated record. The transcript is spliced from 2 exons. Gene Ontology annotation, molecular function: nucleic acid binding. Lineage: Eukaryota; Metazoa; Mollusca; Bivalvia; Myida; Myidae. The coding region runs from base 1 to 696 and encodes 231 amino acids.
AUGUUAAAUCGUCAGACAGCUAUUCUCAUGCCGAUAGUCCGCUACCAUCGCGCCGCAAGUCCACCUAUUUCAGACCGCUAUGCCGCCAGGCUGCUACAUCUACAAGAAGGUCAGGAACAAAAAUGUUGCCGUAUAUUAGUGUUCAAGUGGCGCGAAAGGUUCAGGGAUGGACGCGAAACAUUAGAGGACGAUGAACGAACGGGACGACCACACAUUGUCCACGAUGGCGCUAAGGAGAGAAUCGUUAAAAUGCUGGAUUGUGAUCGUCGUGUUACCGAACGAGAAAUUUCAAAUGAGGUCGACGCAUCAUUAAAAACUGUAUCCAGAAUAAUACGGGAAGUGCAUGCGCUACGCAAGAAGCGGCCAGGGUUGGACCUAUCACGCGUCAUCCUACACCAGGACAACGCCCCGGCCCACAAGGCUAACUCAACCCUGCUGGAAAUCAGUCUCCUGGCGUUUGAGACCUUGGUGCAUCCCCCUUACAGUCCUGACCUUGCACCGAUGGAUUUCCGGGUAUUCCCAGAAGUUAAACGGCAACUGAGGGGACACCGCUAUGACGAUGUCAACGAACUUAAAAUUGGAGCGCAGAGAAUUGUUGGGUCAUUUCCAGAAGACUGGUACAUGGAAACAUAUGACAAAUGGAUCUCACGCCACAGAAAAUCCGUGCAACUAAAUGGUGACUAUGUAGAAAAAUAA